Molecule: messenger RNA, 673 nt
Organism: Anopheles aquasalis
Lineage: Eukaryota; Metazoa; Arthropoda; Insecta; Diptera; Culicidae
Product: RING-box protein 1A
Molecular function (GO): zinc ion binding
Source: RefSeq, a predicted model, not a curated record
GCGAAAAAGGGGCGAAAAGCGGCGAACGCGAGUGACAACUGGGGCUUCGGGAAAAAAAAGCAAACCUCCGCCGAAUCCGGAGUGUACGGACUGCAGAAAUCUCAAAUCAAAUCACCCAUCGAUAUGGACAUUGACGAGGAAGAGUUCGAGGCCCCGACCUCCAGCAGCAGUCGCGGUGAACGGAAGCGGUUCGAGGUCAAGAAGUGGAACGCGGUAGCGCUCUGGGCGUGGGAUAUCGUCGUGGACAACUGCGCCAUUUGCCGGAAUCACAUCAUGGACCUGUGCAUCGAGUGCCAAGCGAAUCAGGCGUCGGCCACCAGCGAGGAGUGCACCGUUGCCUGGGGCGUCUGCAAUCAUGCGUUCCACUUCCACUGCAUUUCGCGCUGGCUCAAAACCCGCCAGGUAUGCCCGCUCGACAACAGGGAAUGGGAAUUCCAGAAGUACGGUCACUAGGCAGACCCGGGGGCGGUCUAUGGAAUCACUGUGAGAUGCACUUUAUCCUUAUCUCUACAUACACUAACCCGGAAGCGCUGUUGUUGUUCAGGAAGUGAUGAAACGAUGUCUAAUUUAGGGGGGUAUCUAUUGCGUGAUUUAUGUUGUGCCCGCUUUUUUUCUGAAGCUUCUCCAACUACAAAUAAAUUGAAAUGUUUCGAUUUUUCGAUCGACACCGGUA